CACGUACUCUUCUUCUUCUUCUUCUUCAUUUACCUUCUUCUGCGAUCUACUUAGCUUCAUUCUGAUCGCAUGUACUUCUGUUUUCAUAGCUUCACAUCGUGCGACGAUGGAGUGAGUCAAGAAGAAGAAGAAGCAGAAUCGUUCUUCAAUCUCUAGGCGUAGCUGUGGAUGAUCCAGCCCAACAUUCCAAACAAAGAAUUACUUUGGGGGGGAAAGGAGGGAAGGAAGGAAGGAAUAACGGGGAGUCACGCGAAACCAUGCAUCACGCCAAACCUCUCCCCGCUCUCGAAACCAUCACCAUGCCCAGCAAAGUCCGCACCACCUUCCUCCUCAUCGCCGUCGCCCUCCUCGCCUUCUUCCACUUCCACCUCCGCCUCUCUCCCCCAGGCGCUGGCGCCCUCUACCCCGGAUUCGGCCUCUCCAACCUCUCAGUAUCGCGGCCCUCGGAGCAGUCUGCUGCUGUCGCGCUCAAUUAUGCGAUCCGCGAGGCGGAGUCCGUCCCCUCCCGCCACGUGUCCUCCAUCCCCGAGGAACCGAUCGACACCGUCUCGAUCCUAUUCCCUGCCUGGGAGGUGUUCGCCAUCGCGCCUCCGGCGGAGGAGGACGGUCGAGUCCGAGAGCGCGACUGGCACUGCGUCUUCCAGAACAACGCCACCUCGCCGGCGGCGCUCGCCGGAGUCCUCCCCUUCACGAACCGGACGAUGUUCAAGUGCGAACUCCCGCCCAGCGUCCGCCGCCUCCGGCCGUUCUACCAGCCGGCGCUGACGCGGUCGUCGUCGGAGAGGGCGUUCCCGGCGAUAGCGACGGGAGGCGCGGCGAAGGAGCUCUUCCGGUGGAACUUCCUCGCGUACGAGUCGCUGUCCACGGAGGACGACGUCGUUCUUUUCGUAAAGGGCGUGAACAACCGACAAGGCAUCAACAGAUCCCCCAGCGAGCUGAGCUGCGUCUUCGGCGACGAUCCCGCCACCGCCGUGAGGACCGCCGUAAUGAGCUCCGCUCAGGAGGUCUUCCGUUGCGCGCACCCCAAACUCUCCGCCGUCGACUCCGGAACGGAAAUCAAAAUUAAAAUCACGCUCGAAAUCGCGCUCGAGAAUCGGGUGAUUCCUUCCGUGGCGUACUACACCCCCGAGAGGCGCAAACUAGCAACGAAUGGGUCUCGGUCACUACUGUGCGCGUGCACGAUGGUGCACAACGUGGCCAAGUUCCUCAAGGAGUGGGUGAUGUACCAUGCGAGCAUCGGGGUCGACCGGUUCUUGCUCUACGACAACGGCAGCGACGACGGCCUCCAGUCUGUAGUCGACGACCUCAACCGGGGCGGGUACCACGUCCGCAUGCUGACGUGGCUGUGGCCGAAGACGCAGGAGGCCGGCUUCUCCCACAGCGCGAUAUACGCGAAUGAUUCGUGCGAAUGGAUGGCGUACGUGGACGUGGACGAGUUCAUCUUCGCUCCGGCGUGGAACAGCUCAGCGCUCCCGUCUAAACUUAUGCUGACCUCGCUGUUGCCGGCUCAGGAUGGUCCGGCUUUGCAUGGACAGGUCUCGAUCAAGUGCUACGAGUUCGGGCCAUCGAACCAGAAGACGCACCCGCCGGAGGGGGUGACCCAGGGCUACACGUGCCGGACGAGGACCGAGCAGCGGCACAAGUCGAUGCUCCGGCUGGACGCCGCACACGCCUCGCUGCUCAACGUGAUCCACCACUUCAGACUGAAGGAAGGGUACAAGUCGAAGCAGGUGAGGCUGGAGGACGGGGUGGUGAACCACUACAAGUACCAGGCGUGGUCCGAGUUCAAGACCAAGUUCAGGAGGAGAGUCUCGGCCUACGUCGUGGACUGGACCCAGGCGAUAAACCCGGCAUCCAAGGACCGCGCCCCCGGGCUCGGGUUCGAGCCAGUUGAGCCCAGAGGUUGGGCCCAGAGGUUUUGCGAGGUUGGGGACGAUAGGCUGAAGGCAUUGACUCAGAGGUGGUUCGGGCUGGAGUCAGGUUCCGGGUACACCAUGGCUUGGCAAAGAUGACGACGACGAACUACUCCCAGUUUUUGGCAUGGUCUUGACUUGGGGAUACAACAGAGUUCUGAUGGUAAAUACAUGGGGGGAGUGGAUAUACAGGAAGACGAUUCUUUUAAACUUUCUUGGUGCAAGAUCCUGGAGGAAUGGUGGGUUAGGAUUCAUUGAAUUUUCUUAUUACCUAUCUUAAUAAUUGCGUUGAAAU
Messenger RNA from Rhodamnia argentea, 2208 nucleotides. Its product is annotated as glycosyltransferase family 92 protein RCOM_0530710. The record is from RefSeq and is a predicted model, not a curated record. Bases 258 to 2012 code for a protein of 584 amino acids. Lineage: Eukaryota; Viridiplantae; Streptophyta; Magnoliopsida; Myrtales; Myrtaceae. The transcript has a single exon.